Metarhizium album ARSEF 1941 is the source of this 507-nucleotide messenger RNA. RefSeq names its product AIG2-like protein. Bases 1 to 507 code for a protein of 168 amino acids. NCBI's taxonomy places the organism in Eukaryota, Fungi, Ascomycota, Sordariomycetes, Hypocreales, Clavicipitaceae. The transcript has a single exon. The record is from RefSeq and is a predicted model, not a curated record.
AUGUCCCAAGAGCGCGACAAGAUGGCACAAGAAACAUGCACUCAGCCGAAACCACUAUUUGUCUACGGAACCCUCUGCGCCAAGGAGCUACUUGCCUGGGCACUGACAGGGGACUCGUCCAACGUUGAUUACAUCGACACUCUGAUCCGCCCUGCGAGGGUCUACGGAUUCGCACGAUACAGAUUACGCGGCCGCGACUACCCGGCCGCUACCGUUCGCGGAGACUCGUACAUUGAUGGGUAUCUCGUUUCCUUUCAGAGCACGUCGCAGCGGAGAAAGCUAGAUGACUUUGAGGGUGAGACGUACACGCCCGUUUCCACGAGGACGUGUAUUUUGGACGAAAACAACGAGUGUUCUGGGGAGGAGAUACCAGCAGAUAUAUACCUUUGGAACGGCCCUGCCGAGAGCCUGACUCAAGAACCUUGGGAGUUGCAGGUGUUUGUCAAUGAAAGCUUGGAAGACUGGCUUGAUUUGUUUCAAGGCAUGGAGCUAACUGGUGGCGAAUAA